Molecule: messenger RNA, 714 nt
Organism: Closterium sp. Naga37s-1
Lineage: Eukaryota; Viridiplantae; Streptophyta; Zygnematophyceae; Desmidiales; Closteriaceae
Source: the annotation of a GenBank genome assembly
AUGGUUUCCAUCGCCAAGCCCAACUUCCAAUUCAAGCUGGGACUGGGUCCUCGAUCCCGUGGCCUCGCUCUCUCCCAUCCCUUUCCGCCGCCCUCACUCUCUCCCCUCCCUUUCCGUCGCCCUCAUUCUCUCCCCUCCCUUUCCAUCGCCCUCGUUCUCUUCCCUCCCUUUCCGCCGCCCUCGCUCUCUCUCAUCCCUUUCCGUCGCCCUCGUUCUCUCCCCUCCCUUUCCGCCGCCCUCGCUCUCUCUCAUCCCUUUCCGUCGCCCUCGUUCUCUCCCCUCCCUUUCCGCCGCCCUCGCUCUCUCUCAUCCCUUUCCGUCGGCCUCAUUCUCUCCCCUCCCUUUCCGUCGCCCUCGUUCUCUCCCCUCCCUUUCCGCCGCCCUCGCUCUCUCUCAUCCCUUUCCGUCGCCCUCGUUCUCUCCCCUCCCUUUCCGCCGACCUCGUUCUCUCUCAUCCCUUUCCGUCGCCCUCAUUCUCUCCCCUCCCUUUCCGUCGCCCUCGUUCUCUCCCCUCUCUUUCCGUUGCCCUUGCUCUCUCUCCCUCCCUUGCCGCCGCCCUCGCUCUCUCCCCUCCCUUUCCGCCGCCCUUGCUCUCUCUCAUCCCUUUCCGUCGCCCUCGUUCUCUCCCCUCCCUUUCCGUCGCCCUCGCUCUCUCCCCUCCUUUCCGUCGCCCUCAUUCUCUCCCCUCCCUUUCGUACUUGCUAUCUCCCCUAG